This is a messenger RNA of Hibiscus syriacus, 860 nucleotides long. RefSeq names its product putative low molecular weight protein-tyrosine-phosphatase slr0328. Gene Ontology annotation, biological process: protein dephosphorylation. The coding region runs from base 39 to 806 and encodes 255 amino acids. NCBI's taxonomy places the organism in Eukaryota, Viridiplantae, Streptophyta, Magnoliopsida, Malvales, Malvaceae. The transcript is spliced from 6 exons. The record is from RefSeq and is a predicted model, not a curated record. Gene Ontology annotation, molecular function: protein tyrosine phosphatase activity.
GCAUCUCCACAUUUGCAGGCGCUAGGAGGCCACCACAUAUGAACAAUACCACAACCAGAUUGCCAUCAUCAGCAACCGCUCCAUAUUUACCAUUUUGCCACCACUCCCAUUUCCUUUCUUCCAAUACCUCAUCUUUCAGUCCUCUCUUUCAUUCAACCAAAUACCCAUCUCUCCAAAACCCAAAAUCACCCCCAUAUCCCCUCCAAAAACCCACCGAUUCUCCUGCUUUUAGGCCGCUGGAGAGAGCAUCAAUGGCAUCUUCAGCACCAUCAGCAGGUGCAGCCACAGAGACGAAGCCUUUCUCUGUUCUUUUUCUGCUAGGUAACAUAUGCCGGAGUCCAGCUGCUGAAGGUGUCUUCAGAGAUAUUGUGAAAAAGAAAGGCCUCGACUCCAAGUUUAAAAUUGACUCUGCCGGCACCAUUAAUUACCAUGAGGGAAACCUGGCAGACCCAAGAAUGAGGGCAGCCUCAAAAAGGUUUGGCAUUGAGAUAACAUCUAUUUCAAGGCCAAUCCGGCCAUCUGAUUUUAGUGAUUUUGACCUUAUUCUUGCAAUGGACAAGCAAAAUAGAGAGGAUAUAUUAAAGGCUUUCGAUAAGUGGAAAUCCAGAGACAAACUUCCCGCUGAUGCAUAUAAAAUGGUUAGACUGAUGUGCUCCUAUUGUAAGAAACACGACGAGACUGAAGUCCCGGAUCCAUACUAUGGUGGACCGCAAGGUUUCGAGAAGGUUUUAGACUUACUCGAAGAUGCUUGCGAAUCAUUACUGGACAACAUCUUGGCUGAAAAUGGCGGCACUCAUAGUUCCUAAGUUCCUUUGAAACCCCAGUUAUGUGUUCUAAGAGGAACUUCCAUUGGCGUUUGC